Molecule: messenger RNA, 921 nt
Organism: Asterias rubens (European starfish)
Lineage: Eukaryota; Metazoa; Echinodermata; Asteroidea; Forcipulatida; Asteriidae
Product: 3-beta-hydroxysteroid-Delta(8),Delta(7)-isomerase-like
Exons: 4
Coding region: 95-799 (234 amino acids)
Biological process (GO): cholesterol biosynthetic process
Cellular component (GO): endoplasmic reticulum; membrane
Molecular function (GO): cholestenol delta-isomerase activity; steroid Delta-isomerase activity; C-8 sterol isomerase activity
Source: RefSeq, a predicted model, not a curated record
GUGCACCACUUAGUCUUGGUGCAACUAGUCGUUCGGAACAGAAGUGCCGCCACCUUAAAGUUGGUCGUACGUCGUGACUGUAACUCCUGUAAUCAUGGCUUCAAACGUGUCUCAUCCGUACUAUCCACUGGGGAUGGAAGUGCCCCACUACAAGGAAAACAGUCUCGGCAACGCGGUCACACCCAUUGCCUUGACUAUUUUCUUCUUCAUCUUCAUGGCCGUCUGGAAGUACGUGAAGCAGGACCGGUUUGACCGUGCCCUGGGUUCUUGGGAGAAGGCAGCGCUGGGCUGGUGGGGGUUGUGUGGUUGCAUCCACAUGGCCGUAGAGGGCUACGUAAGCCUGAACAGCACAACCUUUCCCGGCGAAGACAACUUCUUGGCGCAAAUAUGGAAAGAGUAUGCAAAGGGUGAUAGCAGAUAUGUGCAGGCAAAUGCUUGUAUUAUUAUCAUGGAGGGGCUGACGGCAUGGCUUGAAGGUCCCGGAUGUUUCGUCAUUGUGUGGGCGUUCCUUAACAGACACCCAAUGCGUUACGCACUCCAGUUUGGCGUCUCCCUUGGCCAAUACUACGGUACGCUUCUGUACUUCUUCACCGAGAUGUUCGAUGGUCUAUCCCACGGUCCCCGGUUCCACCCUAUAUACUUCUGGACUUACGUAUUCGGGAUGAACUCACCCUGGCUGGUGGUGCCACCAAUCCUAAUCUAUCAGUCCUGGAAGCAACUCACCCUAGCCCAGGGGCUUCUGGACAAAGAGACUGGAUUCAACCCGGUUAAAGGUGGUGUCUCAAAAAAAAUUAGAUGAGUUUUUAAGAGUGAAAAUGAUGUAGAAGAUAAUGUUGGGUUUAAAGCAGUGGAGACUAUUGGUGAUUUCUCUAAAUAAUUAUUAGCAUAAAACCUUACUUGGUGACGAGUAAUGGGGAGGUU